Amphibalanus amphitrite is the source of this 2577-nucleotide messenger RNA. RefSeq names its product glucose-6-phosphate isomerase-like (gene Pgi). Gene Ontology annotation, cellular component: cytosol. Gene Ontology annotation, biological process: glycolytic process; gluconeogenesis; glucose 6-phosphate metabolic process. Lineage: Eukaryota; Metazoa; Arthropoda; Thecostraca; Balanomorpha; Balanidae. Gene Ontology annotation, molecular function: glucose-6-phosphate isomerase activity; carbohydrate derivative binding; monosaccharide binding. The record is from RefSeq and is a predicted model, not a curated record. The coding region runs from base 386 to 2056 and encodes 556 amino acids. The transcript has 10 exons.
AUGAUACUAAUGUAGACUUCUUGGGGUGACCUUCAUCAGUGUCAAAUAUUGUGUUCAAUGUCUUCGAAAGCUUGAUCUCUGAUUGGUCCAUAUGUGCUUCAUAUUUCAUGCUUUGAUAUGUGGAGGUUGUUGAUUUGUUAACAGCUCCUUUUGCUCGUUCUAAACGAUUUUUCGAACAAAUUGUUUGACUUUUGCUGCUGUUGUGUCUAUGACGCAGGAGCGACGAAAGCUAGAGGACCACUUUCUCCUUCUUGAGUGAGACAGACUGCGGUCACUGUUGUAGAUAGUUGUUGUUGCUGGCGUUUAGGGCGUGUGGCCGGCGGUCAGCUUUGGUGAUCGCUUUACGAUUGGUAUAGCUGCCCAUUUUUCCCGGCUCAGUUCCAACAUGGACCCCAAGCCGAGCCUGAAGUCGGAGCCGGCCUACCAGAGGCUGGAGGCCCUCUACAACAGCACCGGCAAGCAGCUCAGCAUGAACGACCUCUUCGCCGCCGACCCGCAGCGCUUCAACAAGUUCAGCGUCAAGCUGCCGACUCCGAACAGCGGCGACAUUCUGCUGGACUUCUCCAAGAACCGCAUCAAUGACGACAUCUUCAAGGCCCUUCUGGACCUGGCGCGCGCUCGUAAGGUCGAGGCCGCUCGGGAUGCCAUGUUCUCCGGCCAGAAGAUCAAUUUCACCGAGGACCGUGCCGUGUUGCACAUCGCGCUUCGCAACCGCAGCAACUCGCCAAUCAUGGUCGACGGAAAGGACGUGAUGCCUGACGUCAACGGAGUGCUGCAGCACAUGAAGGAGUUCUGCGGACAGGUGAUCUCAGGUAGCUGGAACGGCUACACGGGGAAGGCCAUCACCGACGUGGUCAACAUCGGUAUCGGCGGCUCCGACCUCGGCCCCCUGAUGGUCACCGAGGCGCUGAAACCGUACCAGGCCGGCCCCAACGUCCACUUCGUCUCCAACAUCGACGGCACCCACCUGGCCAAGACGCUGAAGGGGCUGAACGCGGAGACGACGCUGUUCAUCAUCGCCUCGAAGACGUUCACCACGCAGGAGACCAUCACCAAUGCCACCUCGGCCAAGGAGUGGUUCCUCUCGCACGCCAAGGACGCGGCCAUGGUGGCGAAGCACUUCGUGGCGCUCUCUACCAACGCCACCAAGGUGAAGGAGUUCGGCAUCGACGAGCGCAACAUGUUCGGCUUCUGGGACUGGGUGGGCGGCCGCUACUCUCUCUGGUCGGCCAUUGGGCUGUCGAUCGCGCUGCACGUCGGAUUUGACAACUUCGAGCGCCUGCUGGACGGCGCGCACUUCAUGGACAACCACUUCCGCACGGCGCCGCUCGAACAAAACCUGCCGGUGAUCCUGGCCGUUCUGGGCGUGUGGUACCACAAUCUGUUCGGCGCCGAGACGCACGCGCUGCUCCCGUACGACCAGUACCUGCACCGGUUCGCCGCCUACUUCCAGCAGGGAGACAUGGAGUCCAACGGAAAGUACGUGACGCGCAGCGGCGCCACCGUCGACUACUCGACCGGCCCGAUCGUGUGGGGCGAGCCGGGCACGAACGGCCAGCACGCCUUCUACCAGCUGAUCCACCAGGGCACCCGGCUGAUCCCGGCUGACUUCAUCGCGCCCGUCAACACGCACAACCCCAUCAGCGGCGGAAAACACCACAAGAUUCUGCUGGCCAAUUUCGUGGCGCAGACUGAGGCGCUGCUGAAGGGCAAGUCGGAGGCUGUGGCGCGCGCGGAGCUCGAGGCGGCCGGCACUCCGGCCGAUCAGCUGGCGCGCAUUCUUCCGCACAAGGUGUUCCAGGGCAACCGGCCCACUAACACGGUGGCCGUGAAAAAGGUGUCGCCGUUUGUACUCGGCGCGCUGAUUGUGAUGUACGAGAUGAAGAUAUUCACCCAGGGCGUCAUCUGGGACAUCAACUCGUUCGACCAGUGGGGUGUCGAGCUGGGCAAGCAGCUGGCCAAGGCCGUGGAGCCGGAGCUCAACGACAGAAACCCGGUCAGCAGCCACGACAGCAGCACCAACGGCGUCAUUAACUUCAUCAAGGCCAACAUGUAGACGUCCCUGCAGAACAAAGUACCGUAGCGCCCACCGCCUGUAGGCGCUACAGGCAGAACAAAGGGCGGUGUUUACUGCCCCCGCCCCUUUACCGCUGCCAGAGUGGAUUUCCCUGCGAGUGGGACAUAUAGUCGUAUCGCCCUGUCCCCCCCCCCCCCACCCUAUAGGUGCCGGUUGUUAUCGUUCGGUGUUAGGUAGGAGUCUAUCUAUGGCGUCGAACGCACGAUACAUAUAACUCAGUUGAAUUUUAUGCAAUGUUGACUGAUACUCAUAAAUUCUCGCUAUGUGAGGCGUCACCAAAGAGUUGUCGCGAGAGCUCGAAAUCGGCUGAGUUGAUGCUAUAUACAGGGUCGCGUAGAUUGGGUGGUUGGCUACUGGUUGUUCGGUAUCGGUCCCAUGACUGAGACUGUGUUAAUUUUUACUCUGCGUUGGUUGAGGAAUGCACAAGACGGCUGGGCGUCGCUCGUUCUUUCUAGCUACCGCGCAAUAAACAUGACAAUCUCUGAGAGAUCGGACUGAUC